CUGCAUUAGAAGCUUACAUUUAUGCUAAGCUUUUUUUGGCUACUGAUUGUUGUAGAGUGAAGAUGGAGAUAUUAUUGAUUGCAUAGACAUAAACAAGCAACCGGCAUUCGAUCAUCCUGCCCUAAAGCAUCACAAAAUUCAGAUGACCCCAACUUACAACGCAACAAAGGAGACAUCAGAAGGAACAAGAUCCACAAGUAAAACCAGGACCAAGAUGAAGCGGAGGACUGAAGAGUCUCCCAUUACAGAAAUUUCCCAGAUAUGGCAGAAAAGUGGGACAUGUCCAGAAGGAACAGUACCUGUGAGAAGAAUACGAAAGAGAGAACUACUUAAGGCUCAUUCCAUUGAAGACUAUGGAAGGAAAAAGGCCAGCUUUUCUCAACCUCAGAAUCUCGAUUCUUCAGUGCAACAAAAAAACCACUCUAAGGCAAUAUUGUUCACACUGGGACAUCGCUACUUGGGAGGUAAAGGAGACAUCAGAGUAUUCAAUCCUUAUGUUGAGACUGACGAUGAGUACAGCACAUCCCAAGUCUCCCUCAUAAACGGUGCUUACAAUGACUAUGAAUUAAUUGAAGCCGGAUGGGCGGUAAACCCGAGUGUGUAUGGAGACAGACAGACUCGGUUAUUUGCAUACUGGACGGUUGAUGGUUCAAUCAAAACAGGUUGCUUCGAUCUAACGUGUCCUGGGUUUGUUCAAACAAGUAAUGAGAUUGCCUUGGGAGCUGCAUUUCAUCUAAAAUCCGUACCAGGUGAUCUGACAUAUCAGAUUACUAUCUACAUCUACAAAGAUACGUACACAAACAAAUGGUGGUUACAGUACAAUGAGGAGAAGAACAUAGGUUAUUGGCCACCAGAGCUAUUCUCAGCAAUGAAGUCAAAUGCAGAAUCAGUGGAAUGGGGAGGUGAAGUUUACAGCACAAGGGUAGGGACGAGUCCUCAUACAGGAACGCAAAUGGGUAGUGGCCAGUUUCCUGGUCCACUGUUUUAUGCCUGUGGUGCAGUAACAAGAAUGAGAAUUCAUGACAAUUAUCCAAGCUUGAAAUCUCCAGCUUAUGUUCAAACUUUCACGGACGAGUAUUUCUGUUAUGAUGCUCGCUACGUGGGAGAUUAUGUGGAAGAUCCUGAGUUCUACUAUGGAGGACCUGGCAGAAACCCCAUGUGCCCUUAAAGCCAGGCUUAUACAAAUUUCUGUUUCAUUUCAUAGUACUACUGCGAAGUAUGAUUUAGUUCCUAGGUUAAGUCUUUUAAUUUGUUAGCUUG
This is a messenger RNA of Prosopis cineraria, 1260 nucleotides long. RefSeq lists its product as uncharacterized. The transcript is spliced from 6 exons. Lineage: Eukaryota; Viridiplantae; Streptophyta; Magnoliopsida; Fabales; Fabaceae. The coding region runs from base 143 to 1168 and encodes 341 amino acids. The record is from RefSeq and is a predicted model, not a curated record.